This is a messenger RNA of Octopus bimaculoides (California two-spot octopus), 3957 nucleotides long. Its product is annotated as monoacylglycerol lipase ABHD2. Gene Ontology annotation, biological process: steroid hormone receptor signaling pathway; medium-chain fatty acid biosynthetic process; acylglycerol catabolic process. Gene Ontology annotation, cellular component: sperm plasma membrane; sperm flagellum. NCBI's taxonomy places the organism in Eukaryota, Metazoa, Mollusca, Cephalopoda, Octopoda, Octopodidae. Gene Ontology annotation, molecular function: acetylesterase activity; monoacylglycerol lipase activity. The record is from RefSeq and is a predicted model, not a curated record.
ACAACAACGACUCGCACUUGUCUUACUUCUACUCUCACUCUCUCUCUUUCUAUUCCCUCUCAUAGCCAUUAAACUCCUCUCCCUCUUGCUCUGACUGCCCUUCCUCCAACUCCGCUUACUUAUAUCAACAGCUCGGCCACCUCAAAUGAACUCGACCAUCCCACAGUUCCCACACUCCAGUCACGUGGUCUCCAUCGCUGCCGUGUAAUAAGCAAGCAGCAGCAACAACAGCGAGAAAUGCUAUGUCGAUCCUCUUAGGUGUUUUCCUUCUUUGUCUCCUUUACGGAAUCAUCCGUUUGCUCAAUUUUUGCAGCCCUUCUUUUUCACCACAGCUUUACUAUGACCACAAUUCACCAUUCGUCCAAAAUAUCAUACAAUCAUGUUCCCUUCUUCGACAACCUUACAUCCCACUGUUACUAUGGGGUAAGAAUGGCCAUUUACAGACGCUGGUUUGUGGUGUGCGUGGGCGAAACAAAGAUGUGGACAACUGGAAAGAAAGACGGGAACUAAAGAUGGAAGAUGGAGCAACAUUGACGUUUGAUGUAUUCCAACCAAUUAGAGAACACCCACAUGGAGACUUUACAAUAGUUGUGUGCCCUGGCCAUGGAAGCAACAGUGAGAGCUGUUACAUUGGUUCAUUUGUCAGCCAUGCACAGAGUCAAGGUUACCGUGUUGUCAUCCAGAAUCACCUUGGGACACUAAAGGAUGUCAAACUCACUUCACCACGAGUUUUUAACUAUGGUAACACUGACGAUUUCCAUAGCAUCACACUUGAGAUACAAAAACUUUAUCCGGAUACUAAAAUGAGUUUAGUUGGUUUUAGUAUGGGGGCCAAUAUUGUUCUCAAGUACCUCGGAGAGAAUUUUGAAAAUCAGAAGCGCUUUCUCUGUGGCCUGUCAAUUUGUCAAGGAUAUGAUGCUAAUUUAGCUGUGUCCCACUACUUUGACACCCUGAGUCCAUGCAGUGCCUACUUAUUGCUGUUGACCACUCGCCAGAAAUCACUGCUGUGGGAACAUAAAGACGUAUUGUUCAGUGAUGAAGCGAAGAACAGAUAUGGAGCCCUAGAUGAGGAUCGCAUCUUUAACUCACCCACUCUCUUGGAAAUUGAUGAAUAUUACAGCCGGUUAGUGAAAAACAAUUCCUGUUCAACCCUCUUUGUCACUUUUCAAAAUUUUUUUUUUUUUAAACAUUUAUUUUUCCCUGAUAACAUUAGUGAAAUAGUUUCUGUUAUGCAAAUUCAGAUAUUUGCAUACCACUUUGUUUGCUUUGAGAGCUGGGGUUUUUUAUUUUUAUGCUGGGGGAUUGUUUUUUGGUGGGGUGGUUUUGUUCAUCAAGAUCAAGAAAGAAUUUUCUACAACAUGCUGAAAGAAGACACCAAAGGUGCUAAAAAGCCUCUGUAUAACUCGAUCAAAAUUCCAUUAUUGUUACUCAAUGCUGCUGAUGAUCCUCUCGUCCCUCAAGAUCUUUUAAGAAUACCAAAAACUCAAGCAAUGAAUAAUGACAAAUGUAUUAUGGCUGUGACAACACACGGAGGACAUCUUGGCUACCUUGAAGGUGGAAGCUUCUUUCCAAACGAAAUCUCUUGGUCGGAUAAGCUUAUUGUCCAAUAUUUGGACACAAUCAUCUCACAACAUAUGGCCAACAUUGCUGAACUACAAACCUAGUGAAAUCGGACCAAAUAAAUCAUCAUUGUUAAAUAUAUAAUUAUUAUCAUUACUGCUAUUAUUAAUAAUAUUGUUAUUAUUGCUUUCGCUAUCUGUUUAUUACUACUACUUUUAUAUCAUCAUUACCAUCCUCAUCAUCCUCAUCAACAUCAUCAUAUCAAAGUGGCGAGCUGGCAGAAUCGUUAGCAUGCCAGACGAAAUGCUUAAUGACAUUUCAUCCAUCUUUAUGUUCUGGGUUCAAAUUUCACCAAGGUUGACUUUGCCUUUCAUCCUUUCGGGGUCGAUAAAAUAAGUACCAGUUGAGCACUGGGGUUGAUGUAAUUGACUAACCUCCUCCCCCAUAACUUCAGGCUCUGUGCCUAUAGUAGAAAGUCAUUAUUAUUAUCAUUAUUAUUAUCAUUAUUAUUAUUAUCAUUAUUAUUAUUAUCAUUAUUAUUAUUAUUAUUAUUAUGUAAUGAAUGCUGUGAAGUCAUAGUAAAGUUCCUGGUGAAACUUAUUCUGCAAUUCAGUUUCAAUGCUUCCCUUCUGUCUAGUAAAAGCAUGUGUGUUGCAACUCCCAUUCCUUUCCAUGCUAUAUAAUGUCUAAGCUGUAAGCAUCAUUAUCAAUGCUAUUAUUAUUAUUAUUAUUAUUAUUAUUCUGCUAAGGUCGACUUUGCCUUUUUUCCUUUCGGGGUCGGUAAGAUUAAGCACCAGUUGAUCACUGGGGUCAAUGUAAUUGACUUAUCCCCUCCCCGAAAAUUUCAGGCCUUGUGCCUAUAGUAGAAAGGAUUAUUAUUAUUAUUAUUAUUAUUAUUAUUAUUAUCAACAUCAUUAUUUUUAUUGUCAACAUCAUUAUUAUUUUUAUCAUCAUCACCAUUAUUAUUAUUAUUGUUAUUAUUAUUAUUACUCCUGUCAUGUAUUCUGCUGAACUCUUCCAUGUAUAUGAGCUAACUAGAGAGGCUCUUGCUACCAAUAGGCGAAAUUUGGGUAUAAUUUCCAUAAACUGUAUGUAUAUUUAUGUGUGUGUGUGUUCCAUAUAUAUAUAUAUAUAUAUAUAUAUAUAUAUAUAUAUAUAUAUAUGUAUAUAAAUGGACUGUGAUGUAAUUAUAGUGAUAUCAGUAUGUUGAUAAUACCAAUUUUUUUUUUACAUUAAUAAUGUACAUGUGGUUAUGUAUGAAGUUAUGUAAUCUGCUGAACUCUUCCAUGUAUGUGAGCCAACUGGAGUGGCUCUUGAUAUUACAAAUCCAAAUUUGGGUGUAUAAUAUGAUCUAUAUAUAUAUAUAUAUAUAUAUAUAUAUAUAGUGAUAUACUGUGAUGUAAUUAUGGUUAUAUUAAUACAUUAAUUAUAAAAGUUAUGACAUAAGUUGGUUAGAUAUUGGGAUAUGUUUUGAGUUGAUCUAACUGGUUAUUGCUAAGAACUUGCUAGCAAUAAAAAUGCUUUUUAAGGUUACAUGGAGUGCUUCAAGUGCUGUAUGUGGUUCAGAAAUACAUCAGACGGAACAUAUCCUUAAUAAAGAAUUUAAAGAACUAGGACCAAAAUCAAAAUAUUUCACAUAUGUUGCUAAUGCCUUAGGGAAAAGUAUGAAUGACUCAACUUCCAUUCCCUCCCACUUUCAUUUAUAUAAUAGUAAAAAUUGUAACUGUUAAGACUAAGGAUAUAAAGAGAAUAUAUAGAAAUAACAUAGUAAUAUUUAACCUUGAAGCAUUCAGAUUACUCUGUUAAAUGUAAUGCUUAUUUAUUUGGAUUAAUGCUGCAUUGUCUCAUAUCUUUGAAAUUUUGGUGAUGUGAUUGUUUAGUUUAGAAUGACAUUGUAAAGUAGUUGUGAGAGGCCAGUUUGAACAUAAAACAGGUAGACUUUAUGGACCAGAUAUGGUCAGUUUAAAGGCUUAAUAGCUAUAAAAAAUGAGUCGCAGAAAAUAGACAGCCUGCGUCUCUCUAGAGCAAUCGCAUCACAUGGUACAUGUAACGUCUGUGUAACACAUCAUCGAAAAGCAAGCAUACUUCCUUCUUGUAUCAAAAACAAGAAAGAAAGAAAUGGAUCUGUAUUGAUUCCACAGGCAUGUUUUAGGUAGAUCCAUCAAAAGUACUCUGAUUUCUUAGAGGGUGCCAUUGGCUGUUCUAAUAAGAUAUUAUGAAUUGCGUUAGAAUACCUGGAUGGUUACAUGUACCCAUACACACAAAAAGAAACAUGUCCUGGUUCUGAAUAGCAUUAUUCUGUGAGAGAAAUGACAGUGAUACUAUAUGUUUGGCUUCAUAAUACAAUCUUUACAUUAUCCAUAAGCCAAUUAAAAAAAAAAAAAGAGCAAAAAACAC